CUGAGGGCAAACUUUUCACCAGCACACCGCAAGCCGCACUGAAUCCCACAGAGCCCGCUGCACAGCGACUUGUCAGCUUGCUGACAGUCCGCGGCGCCGCCUGGCAGCUCGAGGAGAAGUAUGUGACGCGCCGCGCACCAAGUGUCGACCAGACUUCGCUGGGACCCAAAGCGAUUCAUACUAUAUUAGGCUCGCCUCACAUAGCGCCAAGGGUAUCGUGACCGAUCGAACCACCCACCCGUAAAGAUUUUUUGUACCGCACCGAUUGGAUGAAGGCUCGAACUCGAAAUAGGCCAAAGCUAAAAAAACGCCGGCCGGGUUAACGUCACCCCAAGCGGGCUCCGGUCAGAUUCCCCCCCGGAGGCGACAGAGAUGCACCACUGGAAUUCCUAAAACACUUCGGUCUCGAGCACAACCCUGAGCUCCCGGAUUCUAUCUAUCUGACCCUGAGCACCGUGCACUAACACGAAAACUUAAAGUCCGACAUUCUGCUGGGGCGGGCCGCAAGCCACAAGAGCAGGCUUCAAAACGCGGAUGCCGCCACACACCUAAAGCCGAGUUCAAAGAAAAGUAACGAAUCUCCCCAGUCGCAGGCCAGAGGAUUCAUUAAGCGGGGCGGGGCGGGGCAGGAAAGGGGACAAGAAAAGAGACAAGGGGAUUAAACGAAACCCGCGCGUGCGUAGACCAGCCACCGUGGACGGCACUCGCACCAAAGCCCUCGCGAGACUAGUCUAUGUACAUAUGAUAUGGCAGUCAAGCUCUGCACUACAUAAUGUAGCCACCACGUCAUGCUCCGCGUAACCAAGGCUCAAAAUCCGCGGUCUCAGACGGCGUCCAAGCACAGACGUGCGGUAUUAUAACAAAGAAAAUGAAACGACGGAAUUCCAUAGCGUCCCGCCUGCAAUCCUUUUGGUUAACCGGCUAUGGCCGGGUGGAGCCAGGGAGGAAGGAACCGAACGGGCCGGGAGAGAGACGACCGACGACCACGGAGGAGUUGGACGGCCGAGAAAGGAAGGAGAAGAGGAGGACGGACGGACGGACGCUCCACGUGCGCGCCGGGCCUCGGCCCCACGAGGAGCGAAGCGGUGGCGCCGUGGCACCGACGAAUUCGGGAAAAAAUCUGCAAUUCGCGAAUUGGGAAAAAAUCUGCGAAUUCGCGAAAAAUAUGCAAUUCGUGAAUUCUGCAAUUCGCGAAUUCGCGAAUGUGUGCAAGCGUGAGGCAAGAUGGAUGAAUAGGAGAAGCGCCACGAUGGGAGGAGGAGGAGGAGGAGGAGGAGGAGGAGGAGGAGGAGGAGGAUGACGAAAGGCAGGCAAGCCGGGGUGCAGAGCGGCCUGGCCCUCGCCCUGCGCGGUGCGGCAUCACGGCCGGCGCGCAGCGAAACGGCCGAUCCUCGGCCGGGCAGCGUAGCAUGGUUCCCCC
Messenger RNA from Prorocentrum cordatum, 1420 nucleotides. The record is from the annotation of a GenBank genome assembly. NCBI's taxonomy places the organism in Eukaryota, Dinophyceae, Prorocentrales, Prorocentraceae.